Molecule: messenger RNA, 1680 nt
Organism: Aspergillus chevalieri
Lineage: Eukaryota; Fungi; Ascomycota; Eurotiomycetes; Eurotiales; Aspergillaceae
Exons: 5
Coding region: 1-1680 (559 amino acids)
Molecular function (GO): protein binding
Source: RefSeq, a predicted model, not a curated record
AUGCCUCUACGAGAGAUCCUUCAGAAGAAGGAUGAUAUCCAUUACACUACAAACGGCCAGUAUGCGACUGGCAUGUCCGCCCCUAUGAUCCCUCCCGGCCCCGCUGUGCCCGAGAUCAGAUUCGUCGCAUCCGACACCACCACCUCCGACGAAAUCGUCACUAGCCCCGUCGUCUUCGACGAAGAUGACUACGACAGAAGACUCGAUCCCUCGCGCCCUUCCUCAGCUUCCUCGUCCUCACCCCGAAAAUCUAUGAACUUCCUCCGCCGAUUGUCACGAUCUCCAUCCAAUGAAUUCUCGACAGAGGGCGCGACGUUAGCGUCUCCGACGUCCCCGACUGGUCGUCCGCGACGGUUAUCGCAAUUAUUGCAUCUUGACCGGAGCGGUUCAAGGAGCCCGAGUCCCGUCUCGGCUCAUAUACCUGCUGAUUUGCCGCAAAUUGAUGAUGGGAUGGGGGAUGCGCAGGAUCGGGAGGCACAAUGGGAGAAGAGGGCUACGGUGCUGGUUCAGAAUCCGAGGUUUGGGGGUGGGUUGUCGCCAAGUUCGUCAUUUUAUGGUGAUCAGUCGGGGUCGUCGCUCGGGUCGGGGUCUGGGACGAGGUCGAGGAGUUCGAGUCGGGGGGCGGUUGAUUCGAGUGGAGAUGUUGAUAUCCAAGAGGCAAUUCGUCUUCAUGAAGCUGGAGAACUAGAAGCCUCUACUAAAAUGUUCGGCCAACUAGCAGACCCAAACGGCGCCAACCACGCCCUAAGUCAAGUCCUUUACGGCCUCGCCUUACGACACGGUUGGGGCUGCACCCAAGAUCCCUCGCGCGCAAUCACCUAUCUCUCCGCCGCAGCCUCCAACUCCGCAAGCAUAGAAUCCGAAGCCCUGCAAGCUGGUUACAAAAAAGGCGGCGCAGCGAAAGGCGAGCUCGUACUUGCCAUCUUCGAACUGGCGAAUUGCUUCCGUAAUGGUUGGGGCGUGGCUAAGGAUCCUGUCGCGGCGAGACAAUACUUCGAAACGGCGGCGAAUCUGGGGGAUACGGAUGCUAUGAAUGAAUCUGCUUGGUGUUAUUUGGAGGGUUUUGGGGGGAAGAAGGAUAAGUUCGCAGCAGCCAAAUACUACCGCCUCGCUGAAUCGAAAGGAAACAAGCUAGUCGGGAAUUCCUGGUACGUUCAUCUCUCCCCUCCCCUUCCUCUUCUCUCUCCUAGCCCAACCCAUAAUCACCCCUCCCAUUUCUCCCUCCCUAGCCAUGCCCAUGACUCUCAAACCAAUCUUCAGCACCUACCAUUCGCUACACCCUCAUCUUGGAGUGUGAUCUUAGACAAACCCAUCAAUUGGCUCUCAACGCACCAUCCACAAAUCUGCUUAUGCAUCCCCGUCACAAUUUCACAAUUCCUCCGCCAGCCACAACCUAAACCCGAACCCCACCUCAUUAUCCUUGUCGAUCUUCGACCGUAUUGUGUGACCUCCUUCCAGGCUGACAUGUUAUAUUUGAAUUAUGACACAGGAUCUGGAAAGAUAAAUAUGAUCCCAAAUAGUAGCACGGGCUAUGUAUCAUACAUGUGCCAGUGCCGGUCCAUAAUAAUCUAUGGAUCUAUGGAUCUGUCCGAUGACGCCGUGGCGCAGCAGUGUCUUGUGUUAUGUUUGCUAUGCCAUAUCAUGCAUUUGCAUUUAAAUCUAGCAUUAAUAUUAGUUUAG